Messenger RNA from Notolabrus celidotus (New Zealand spotty), 610 nucleotides. RefSeq names its product LSM5 homolog, U6 small nuclear RNA and mRNA degradation associated (gene lsm5). The transcript is spliced from 5 exons. The record is from RefSeq and is a predicted model, not a curated record. Gene Ontology annotation, cellular component: U6 snRNP; Lsm1-7-Pat1 complex; U4/U6 x U5 tri-snRNP complex. The coding region runs from base 104 to 385 and encodes 93 amino acids. Lineage: Eukaryota; Metazoa; Chordata; Actinopteri; Labriformes; Labridae. Gene Ontology annotation, molecular function: RNA binding. Gene Ontology annotation, biological process: mRNA splicing, via spliceosome.
GGACUGGCAGCUUCUAUGGGUCGAUCGAUGACUCGUGCUCCAUUGCUUUAGUCUGGUUAGUGACGUCAUUCCAUCGAUUGCUUCUGCCUGAGGAGAUCAUUGAAUGAAGAUGGCGGCUACUCCGGCAACAAACCCUUCGCAGUUGCUUCCACUUGAACUCGUGGACAAAUGUAUCGGCUCCAGAAUUCACAUCGUCAUGAAAACCGACAAAGAAAUCGUCGGCACCUUGCUGGGGUUUGACGACUUUGUCAACAUGGUCCUGGAGGAUGUGACAGAGUUUGAAAUCACACCGGAGGGGAGGAGGAUAACCAAACUGGACCAGAUUCUACUCAACGGGAAUAACAUCACCAUGCUCAUACCCGGAGGAGAAGGCCCUGAAGUAUGAGAUCCAUCCCUGAGGACGCAGAACAUUCUGUGUUGUUGUUUUUUCCCCUUUGUGCUCCUUAGUUUCUUUCUCUCCAUCAUUCCUUCUCAUUGUUGAAGGAGGAAGUAUUUUUGUAUGGAGGUUCCUGAUUGAGUAUUUCUUUAAAUAUGAAUCACAUCAAACAAAUGUGCUUUUUGUUGUUGUUGUUUUUUACAAAUAAAUGAGAAUCACACGCUUUGAAAAAAA